CAGAUCCAUCCUGGGGACCAGUGCAGGAGCGGUCCUCUCAGCUCCCAGCCUCUGCCCAGGCUCCCGCUUCUUCUUUGCCGCUGGGCCUCGGCCCAGGAGCCACGACGGGCGACACGGAGCCGCCAGUGCUGGAGGGGGAGCCGUGGGUGCGGGGCAGCGUGGGGGCAGAAGCCCCGGGACGCCCGCCCGGCCCCAGGCCCCGUUCCGCCCGAGCACCCCCACGGGUGCCCCCUCCUUCCUGGUCCGAGCAGUGUGAGUGUGCCCGGGAGCCUGGCGGCGGCGGCGGUGUGGAAACCAGCGUGGGCUGGGGGGUCCGGGCGGCGGGGGGCAGUGCCAUGCACAAGCACCAGCACUGCUGUAAGUGCCCCGAGUGCUAUGAGGUGACCCGCCUGGCUGCCCUGCGGCGCCUGGAGCCUCCUGGCUAUGGGGACUGGCAGGUGCCGGACCCCUAUGGGCCAGGUGGGGGCAACGGAGCCAGCGCGGGCUAUGGGGGCUACAGCUCGCAGACCCUGCCCUCCCAGGCUGGGGCUACCCCCACCCCCCGCACUAAGGCCAAGCUCAUCCCCACCGGCCGGGAUGUGGGGCCAGUGCCCCCUAAGCCAGUCCCGGGCAAGAGCACCCCCAAACUCAACGGCAGUGGCCCCAGCUGGUGGCCCGAGUGCACCUGUACCAACCGGGACUGGUAUGAGCAGGUGAACGGCAGCGAUGGCAUGUUCAAGUAUGAGGAAAUAGUACUUGAGCGGGGCAAUUCGGGCCUGGGCUUCAGCAUUGCAGGGGGCAUUGACAACCCGCAUGUCCCCGAUGACCCCGGCAUCUUUAUCACCAAGAUCAUUCCUGGUGGAGCUGCCGCCAUGGACGGGAGGCUGGGGGUGAAUGACUGUGUGCUGAGGGUGAAUGAGGUGGACGUGUCGGAGGUGGUGCACAGCCGGGCCGUGGAGGCACUGAAGGAGGCCGGCCCCGUGGUGCGCUUGGUGGUGCGGAGGAGACAGCCCCCACCUGAGACCAUCAUGGAGGUCAACCUGCUCAAAGGGCCCAAAGGCCUGGGUUUCAGCAUUGCUGGGGGGAUUGGCAACCAGCACAUCCCAGGAGACAACAGCAUCUAUAUCACCAAGAUCAUUGAGGGGGGUGCUGCUCAGAAGGACGGACGCCUACAGAUCGGGGACCGGCUGCUGGCGGUGAACAACACCAAUCUGCAGGAUGUGAGGCACGAGGAAGCCGUGGCUUCACUGAAGAACACGUCUGAUAUGGUCUACCUAAAGGUGGCCAAGCCGGGCAGCCUCCACCUCAACGACAUGUAUGCACCCCCUGACUACGCCAGCACUUUUACUGCCUUGGCUGACAACCACAUAAGCCAUAAUUCCAGCCUGGGUUACCUUGGGGCUGUGGAGAGUAAGGUCAGCUACCCUGCUCCUCCUCAGGUUCCCCCUGCCCGUUACUCUCCAAUCCCUAGGCACAUGCUGGCUGAGGAGGACUUCACCAGAGAGCCCCGCAAGAUCAUCCUGCACAAGGGCUCCACAGGCCUGGGCUUCAACAUCGUAGGAGGAGAGGAUGGAGAAGGCAUUUUUGUCUCCUUCAUCCUGGCAGGAGGCCCAGCUGACCUGAGUGGGGAGCUGCGCAGGGGAGACCGGAUCUUAUCGGUGAAUGGUGUGAACCUGAGGAAUGCAACUCACGAGCAGGCUGCGGCUGCUCUGAAACGGGCUGGCCAGUCCGUCACCAUUGUGGCCCAGUACAGACCUGAAGAGUACAGUCGCUUUGAAUCGAAGAUACAUGACUUGCGAGAACAAAUGAUGAACAGCAGCAUGAGCUCUGGUUCUGGGUCCCUCCGAACAAGUGAGAAGAGGUCUUUGUAUGUCAGGGCCCUGUUUGAUUAUGAUCGAACUCGGGACAGCUGCCUGCCAAGCCAGGGGCUCAGCUUCUCUUAUGGUGACAUUCUGCACGUCAUUAAUGCGUCUGAUGAUGAGUGGUGGCAGGCGAGACUGGUGACCCCGCAUGGAGAGAGCGAGCAAAUCGGUGUGAUCCCCAGUAAGAAGAGGGUGGAAAAGAAAGAAAGAGCUCGAUUGAAAACCGUGAAGUUCCAUGCCAGGACGGGGAUGAUUGAGUCUAACAGGUCGAUCAAAACGAAACGUAAAAAGAGUUUCCGCCUCUCUCGAAAGUUUCCAUUUUACAAGAGCAAAGAAAACAUGGCCCAGGAGAGCAGCAUACAGGAACAGGGAGUGACAUCCAACACCAGUGACAGCGAAAGCAGUUCCAAAGGACAAGAGGAUGCGAUUUUGUCCUAUGAGCCAGUGACACGGCAAGAAAUUCACUAUGCAAGGCCUGUGAUCAUCCUGGGCCCGAUGAAGGACAGAGUCAACGAUGACCUGAUCUCGGAGUUCCCGCAUAAAUUUGGCUCCUGUGUACCACAUACCACUCGGCCUCGGCGUGAUAAUGAGGUGGAUGGACAAGACUACCACUUUGUGGUCUCCCGAGAACAGAUGGAGAAGGAUAUUCAGGACAACAAGUUCAUUGAAGCAGGCCAAUUUAACGAUAAUCUCUAUGGGACCAGCAUCCAGUCAGUGCGGGCAGUUGCAGAGAGGGGCAAGCACUGCAUCUUAGAUGUUUCCGGCAAUGCUAUCAAGAGGCUGCAGCAAGCACAACUUUACCCCAUUGCCAUUUUCAUCAAGCCCAAGUCCAUUGAAGCACUUAUGGAGAUGAACCGACGGCAGACAUACGAACAAGCAAAUAAGAUCUUUGAUAAAGCCAUGAAACUGGAGCAGGAGUUUGGAGAAUACUUCACAGCCAUUGUACAGGGUGACUCACUGGAAGAGAUUUAUAACAAGAUCAAACAAAUCAUCGAGGACCAGUCUGGGCACUACAUUUGGGUCCCAUCCCCUGAGAAACUCUGAAGAAUCCCCACCAAGCACUCUCUUGUGAACAGAAGACAUCAAGUCCCUCUUCCCUCCUCCCUCUUCAUUCCUGUCCCCACCAGGAGAACAAAUGACUACUGUUCUUGUCCCCUUUUUUAGAUAUGUCCCCAAAAUUGAGUUUUCUAGUCCUGUUUUGUUUUUUUAAAUUUUCAUUUGGUUUUAGUUUAUUUUGGGGGAUGAUGCCAUCUCACUCAUCACGUGACUCUGCCCAUUCCUGCAUGGACCUUUCCCAAGCGCUAGCACAGGAGCAAAUCCAUCAGAGUCAUUGUUUUCAUAAAAACCAAGCAGAAGCGAAGAGACGAGAGGAGGACUGCUGGAAAGCCAGGCUCCGGACAGCUGCACGGCUUGUGAAGCAAGCUCCGUGUGCCGCGUGCCGAGAGGCUCCCGGGCAUUUCUGCCUCUCCCGCUGCUUUCACGCAGCGCUGAACGGUGCAACGUAUGGCGACAGAAAGUAUCUUAUUUAUAUAUAGAUAUAUAUAUGUAAUUUAUAUAAAAUAUAUAGAAAUUAUUAUAUAUAUAUAUUAUACACUCUCAUAUAAUAUAUAUAUAUUCACACACAUUUGGACUAGAAAAUCUAUGGAGACUUCAUCAAUGGUACUGUGUUAUUAGAGAAAUGCUUUAAUUUUCAUAUUCCAAUCAGAUGGCAUCUUCUAUCCCAACUGGUUGGGGAGGGAUUGAAAGUGGUAGUAAUUACUGUACCAAGGGCACUUGUUUCUGGUCAUUCUCUCGAAAGCUGAGGUUUUCUCUAGGAUGGGUCAGCCGGUGGGCCUCGGCUCUGGGGGGUGAGAAGGUGGGAGAAGGGACCCUGAGGCAGCUGCCGCCUGCCGCCCGGGAGGCACAGUCGGUCCAGGGGGACGGAAAGCGAGAGAAUGGCCAACAGUGCUCCCGAUGACAUUGCCUAUUGUUUCCUGCCACCUGAUGUGUCUGCAUGAGAGGUUUCCUUUUUGUUCAUUUUUAAGCUGCUGUUAAACCAAAACCAUGUUGUGCUACCGUGUCAGCCUUUUCAUUAUUCCAAAUUUUACUUUUACUAUUUAA
This is a messenger RNA of Lontra canadensis (Northern American river otter), 3941 nucleotides long. RefSeq names its product discs large MAGUK scaffold protein 3 (gene DLG3). The transcript has 20 exons. The record is from RefSeq and is a predicted model, not a curated record. Gene Ontology annotation, cellular component: neuromuscular junction; neuron projection; postsynaptic density membrane. Gene Ontology annotation, biological process: chemical synaptic transmission. NCBI's taxonomy places the organism in Eukaryota, Metazoa, Chordata, Mammalia, Carnivora, Mustelidae. Gene Ontology annotation, molecular function: kinase binding. The coding region runs from base 336 to 2885 and encodes 849 amino acids.